GGCGGUGGCGGUAGGAAGCCGGAGACAGCAGGGUGACAGGUAGGCGGCGGUGCUGUCUUUGGGGGACGCAAAGUGCUAGAUGAAGAGGGUUUUUCUUCUCCUUCGGCCGCGGAAACUACAGAGGGGAGCUGGCGAGGGUGGUCUGGAAAGGCGGUAGCCUGUGUGUUGGUGGUCCCGGAACGUCUCGUAAACCAGAAUUGGAAAAUAUUUUAACUCUUAACAAAUGAAUUCCCCACUUCAAGUCUGCCGAAUUCCUGUGCCACCUCCUCCUUUAGAAAACUGAUCUUAAUACAGAGAUAAAAGAGGAGUAGAAGGUAAAAGAAAAUGCUGGGAACUGACCGUUGUGUUGUGGAAGAAUGGUUAUCAGAAUUCAAGGCAUUACCUGACACUCAGAUCACCAGUUAUGCAGCAACUUUACACCGGAAAAAAACACUUGUACCAGCCCUCUAUAAAGUUAUUCAAGAUUCAAAUAAUGAGCUCCUGGAGCCUGUCUGCCAUCAGCUGUUUGAGCUCUAUCGUAGCUCGGAGGUUCGACUUAAGAGGUUCACACUGCAGUUCUUGCCAGAAUUGAUGUGGGUUUAUUUACGGCUUACAGUUAGCCGAGACAGACAGAGUAAUGGUUGCAUUGAAGCACUUCUGUUAGGAAUUUACAAUUUGGAAAUCGCUGAUAAAGAUGGGAACAAUAAAGUUCUGUCUUUCACUAUCCCUUCCUUAUCCAAGCCUUCAAUAUAUCAUGAACCUUCAACAAUUGGAUCCAUGGCUUUGACAGAAGGGGCAUUGUGUCAGCAUGAUCUCAUCAGAGUUGUUUAUAGUGAUCUUCAUCCUCAGAGGGAAACAUUCACUGCACAGAACCGGUUUGAAGUCCUGAGUUUUCUCAUGCUGUGUUAUAAUUCUGCUAUUGUAUAUAUGCCUGCCUCAUCUUACCAAUCUCUUUGUCGGAUGGGUUCCAGGGUUUGUGUGAGUGGGUUUCCACGGCAACAUGAAAAACAUUGGAAAGAACUCUGUGGUCGAAUAGUAUUGGAUCCUGAAUUUAUGGUGCAACUUCUCACAGGGGUUUAUUAUGCCAUGUAUAAUGGACAGUGGGACCUUGGCCAGGAAGUUCUUGAUGAUAUCAUUUAUAGAGCCCAGCUAGAGCUUUUUUCGCAACCACUAUUGGUUGCCAAUGCCAUGAAAAACUCAUUACCAUUUGAUGCUCCUGAUUCUACACAAGAAGGCCAGAAAGUCCUUAAAGUUGAAGUCACUCCAACAGUGCCGAGGAUUUCUCGGACUGCAAUUACAACAGCUUCAAUUCGUCGUCAUAGAUGGAGAAGAGAAGAUGGCUUUGACUUCUCAAACGAGGCUGACUCGAGUAUUCCUGGCUCCCCGAUCCAACACGGCUCCACUGACCUAGGGAUCAAACGUGUGCAAGAGGGGGAGGUGCUGGUGCGCAGGACCCCUGAGCAUGGCUCGCCGGAGCCCAACUCAGCAACAGCCACAACAGAGGGUGCUGAGGGUGUAAAUGGAGGAGAGGAGUCUGUAAACCUGAAUGAUGCAGAUGAAGGAUUUUCAUCAGGGGCUUCCCUCAGCAGUCAGCCAAUUGGGACCAAACCAUCCUCCUCUUCUCAGAGGGGAAGCUUAAGGAAAGUAGCAACUGGGCGUUCAGCCAAGGAUAAAGAAACAGCCUCUGCCAUCAAAUCCAGUGAGAGCCCUCGAGAUUCAGUAGUUCGCAAGCAGUAUGUACAGCAACCAACUGAUCUUAGUGUAGAUUCAGUUGAGCUGACACCAAUGAAGAAACACCUGAGCCUGCCUGCUGGCCAGGUGGUGCCAAAAACCAAUAGCUUAAGUCUAAUCCGGACAGCCAGUGCUUCCUCAAGUAAAUCAUUUGACUAUGUAAAUGGCAGUCAAGCAAGUACCAGCAUUGGGGUUGGCACUGAGGGAGGUACUAAUUUAGCAGCUAACAAUGCUAAUCGAUACUCAACUGUCAGUCUGCAGGAAGACCGGCUAGGUCAAGCUGGCGAAGGUAAAGAGCUCCUCAGCCCAGGAGCCCCCUUGACCAAGCAGUCUCGAUCCCCAAGUUUCAAUAUGCAGCUAAUAUCCCAGGUGUAGUUUUGACAUCCUCCCUCAUCUUUCUGCUUACCUUUUAAACUGAACAUUUCAUUGUGCAAGAAGACACUUCAUCCCACAUUGUGAAAAUAUUGGUCACUGUUAUCAGAUUUCAUUUAGUUUAGGUAUCUUCAUACUGUAUUUUGUAUCAAAACAGCAAUAAGGUUUUCUUUAUCCCUCUUUCCUACAUCUUCUCUUCACCUAUUUCUUGUAAAUGUGUUUGUGAAGCAGUAUAAAAUGUUUGCCUUUUCCAUGCCUUCCUUUCUCCUUGGGUGAUGUGCAAUCCAUCGUAGGCUGAUCGGUCCCAUUUCAACACUGUGAGACUGAGGAUACGUUAGAGGAAAUGGUGUAUAUGAUCCCUAUGAAACGAUUCUUUGGCUUUUGUUUAAAAACAAAACGGGUUUGUUCUCAUAAUCUAUAGCACUAUGAAGAUUACUGGAUCAUAUUUUUUUCUCUUAACCAGGAGUGCCUCAGAGAUUCUGCUAUGACUUUGGACUUCUCUGAGUCUGUGCAAUCAUUUUCUGGAGAAGCAUGGGGAAAGGUGGUAGACUGCUGCACUUUUUCAUUAAAAUGAGGGUAGCUUUUUCUCCACCCCCCCAUCUCCUUUAUCCCGAAGACAUAAAUGUUCAAUUACGGAGGCAUUUAAAUCAAGUUGUGACCACCUCCAUUGGAGGGCAGGACUCUUAAGUUGAUUGUGUAAUUGAUAAUGCACUUUCUCAAUGGCUCUAUAGUCAUUAUUAACAUGUCUUCCCUCUUCCCCACAAGGACAUAUAAGGUCAUUUCUGUCCUUCAAGUUUGGCCAACUAACAAAUCAGAAUCUGAGGGGCAUGUUCUAUUUCCCAGGAAUGAUUGAUACUUUGGUGCUGGGGUUUUGUGGGGGCGGGGGGGUAGUUUUUGUUUAGCUUGUGUGGAGACUGUGUGUGUGAGAGGAGAUUUUGAUUUUUUUUUUUUCUUUUCCUUUGUGAGCUGAUGGCUGAAGUGUAACAGUACAUCUUCAGGUAAAGAGAGGGAUUUCUCAAUCUACUUUCUGUUAUGUCAGACUAUAAGAGAAACCCUUUCAGCUGCUUUCUAGAUGUACCUAAAUUCAGUCAGAUAUUUUGGAUUAAGAAACCUAAAGUCCUGAUACAUUACAUACUCCAAGGAAAUAUAUCAGGGACAGACAAUUGGCUGAAAACACUGAUACUUCAAUGUGACACAUUUUUAUAGAACAUUUCUACCAGGGGGUACUGACCUUGAUUUCUCCUACAAGGACCACACUGCCUUUGUGUUUAAUGUAAUGCAAUUUGUGUACCUUCUAAUCAUAUAUCUGCAGUUCCUCAUUUUUAUAAAACUUUGAAAUCAUGCCAGUAAGCUAGAUGUUGAAUGUAUGUAAGUAGCAUUUGGUAACUGCUAAGAGGUUACAAAAACAUUAUUGGCAAAAAAAAUUUUCUUAGUUCUCAUCUGGUUUGAUAGAUUUUAUCAUAACCUCUUCUGGGUCUCAGGCUCUGAUGUUUGAAAAAGAAGGGAAUAUAUUGGGUUUUAAAAAAAUGUAUUGUGACUUAAACUGUUAUAAGUUAUCCUUCCACAGAAUACAUCAGAGCUAUUAGUGCUUUAUACAUUUAGAUGUUUUUACUUGAUUAUUAUUUAAGAAAAAUAUACUGAAUUUAUAGAAAGCAAGUAUUCUCCUAAUUAGCAAAGGUUAAAAUUUUAUCUCUACCAUGAAAAUUACAAUAGAUUUUGAUAAAUAACCAGAAAAAACGCCUUUUUUUUUUCACACCUAGCAAUCCUCCCGUUUUUUAUUGUAAGAACUUUCUUUUUUCUUUAAGAGACUUUCUGUUAGACUCUUUAUAUAUGAGAUGCUUGUUUAAAUUUGGUGGUCUGUAACAUUUUCCAGCUCAUGUGAAAAUGGAAAACUAGAACCUGAACUAGUAUCUACAACAUUGCCAAAGUCCGGGGUAAAGCUAAAAGUUGAUAAAUAGACAAUUUAUUGAUUUGUGUGUGUCUGUGUGUGUGUGUAUAUAUAUAUAUAUGGUGUGUAUAUAUAUAUAUAUAUGGUGUGUAUAUGUAUAUAUCACAAAGUUGUAUUUUAAAUAUUUUAAAUAUCUUUUAAUUUAACUAAGGAAUGUCAAAUAAAUGAAAGGAGUUUAAAAAUAGCCAAAAUAAAUGAGCUGUAAAGGCCCAUAACAUACUAAAACAGGCAGUUUCAGGUAUGUAAGGAAAGGAGUAUUAUACUUACCUAGAAAGUGAGAUCU
Molecule: messenger RNA, 4313 nt
Organism: Nomascus leucogenys (northern white-cheeked gibbon)
Lineage: Eukaryota; Metazoa; Chordata; Mammalia; Primates; Hylobatidae
Gene: HYCC2
Product: hyccin PI4KA lipid kinase complex subunit 2
Biological process (GO): protein localization to plasma membrane; phosphatidylinositol phosphate biosynthetic process
Cellular component (GO): plasma membrane
Source: RefSeq, a predicted model, not a curated record